Vicia faba (fava bean) is the source of this 1380-nucleotide messenger RNA. The record is from the annotation of a GenBank genome assembly. NCBI's taxonomy places the organism in Eukaryota, Viridiplantae, Streptophyta, Magnoliopsida, Fabales, Fabaceae.
AUGUCUUCUAUACUAUGUUGUUCCAUUGCAAUGUGUGUUGCAAUUUUCCUCCACCUAUGUUCCUGUGCAGUGUUACACCCUAAUAAGAUCAAUCAUUUACCAGGUCAACCUCAUGUUGAGUUUAACCAGUUUUCAGGUUAUGUUAAUGUUGAUAACAGAAACAAAAAAUCACUCUUUUUCUACUUUGUUGAAGCUCAGAAUUAUGCUGCUUCUAAACCUCUUGUUCUCUGGCUCAAUGGAGGGCCUGGUUGUUCUUCUCUUGGUGUUGGUGCAUUUUCGGAAAAUGGUCCUUUUAGGCCUAAAGGACAGGCUUUGGUUAGGAACCAAUUCAGCUGGAAUACAGAAGCAAAUAUGUUGUACUUGGAAUCACCAAUUGGAGUAGGAUUUUCUUAUUCAAAUGAUACUUCAUCUUAUGAAGGUGUAAAUGACAAGAUUACAGCCAGGGAUAAUCUAAUCUUCUUGCAAAACUGGUUUGUAAAGUUUCCAGAAUACAGAAACAGAAGUUUGUUCAUUGUAGGAGAGAGCUAUGCUGGUCAUUAUGUUCCUCAACUGGCUGAACUUAUGCUUCAAUUCAACAAAAAGGAGAAGCUGUUCAAUUUAAAAGGCAUCGCUCUUGGCAAUCCAGUACUAGAAUACGCAACAGAUUUUAAUUCAAGAGCCGAGUUCUUUUGGUCACAUGGAUUGAUAUCAGACUCAACAUUCAAAAUGUUCACUUCUGUUUGUAACUACUCAAGAUAUGUGAGAGAGUACUAUAACGGCGCAGUUUCUCCUCUUUGUUCGAGUGUGAUGAGUCGAGUUACUACAGAAACAAGUAGAUUUGUCGACAAGUAUGAUGUUACACUCGACGUUUGUAUAUCUUCUGUGUUUUCACAAACCAAAGUCCUCAAUCCCGAGCAAGGGACAGAAACAAUUGAUGUAUGUGUGGAAGACGAAACGCUCAACUAUCUUAACAGAAAAGACGUUCAAUCGGCUUUACAGGCGCGUCUAGUCGGGACACAAAGAUGGUCUCCUUGUAGCAAUGUCUUGGAUUAUGAAUUGCACGACUUGGAGAUCCCGACGAUCACUGUCGUAGGCAAGCUAGUCAAGGCAGGAAUACCAGUAUUGGUCUAUAGUGGUGAUCAGGAUUCGGUCAUUCCAUUGAUUGGAAGUAGAACUUUAGUAGAUCGAUUGGCGAAAACACUGAGAAUCAAUACCACUGUGCCAUACCGGGUGUGGUUUGAAAGGCAGCAGGUUGGUGGUUGGACUCAGGUUUAUGGUAACAUACUAUCAUUUGCAACAGUCAGAGGAGCAUCACAUGAAGCACCCUUUUCACAACCUGAGAGAUCACUUGUGUUGUUCAAGUCCUUCUUGGAAGGAAAACCUCUACCAGAAGAAUUUUGA